CGACGUCGAGCCCCGAGAACGACGCAACUCGUGCGCGAUAUCGUUCGGUAGAGUGAAACGCCACGAGGGUUCUUCAUUGUGAGACAAGUCUCUCAACGUUCAAGUCGUCUCGUGGACCGUUCGAAGAUUCGUUUCGCUAUGGCUCGUACAAAGCAAACGGCGAGAAAGUCGACGGGAGGUAAAGCCCCUCGCAAGCAGCUAGCAACUAAGGCAGCUCGCAAAUCAGCGCCUGCGACCGGUGGAGUGAAGAAACCUCAUCGCUACAGACCUGGCACGGUGGCCUUGCGCGAGAUCCGACGUUACCAAAAGUCUACCGAGCUUUUGAUCCGGAAGCUGCCUUUCCAACGCUUGGUGCGAGAGAUCGCCCAAGAUUUCAAGACGGAUUUGAGAUUUCAAUCGUCCGCUGUUAUGGCCCUGCAAGAAGCGGCCGAGGCCUACCUUGUAGGAUUGUUCGAGGAUACAAAUCUGUGCGCCAUCCACGCGAAGCGUGUGACCAUAAUGCCAAAGGAUAUUCAACUCGCCCGUAGAAUACGUGGCGAAAGAGCAUAGAACUUACGAUUCCAUAUGAUCUGCGCACCGGCCAUAAAUUGUUCGCAGCAGAAAGAAAAACCCUGCGAGAUCAAGCAGGAUCGUUUUUUGAAUCCUUGUUGCGUAGGCUCCGUCGGGUGAGAUGAAGCUUAUCAAAGAAAUCGAGAUACAGAAAUAUCGGGAAAAAAAUUAAAAAAAGUGGGGAACCCUCCAGCUCUUCGUUAAAGAAUAGAGAAGCCUGAGAGAAAAAAAACCUUGUGCAUCGAAAGAAACCAUGAGACUGUUUAGCCAUGGAAACUUGUAAGACUUCCUGUCCGUCCCAACCCAUUUAUGACGAUAUUAGAUCCGAAGCGGAAUAAACGGUCAUUUGUAAUAUGAAGGGGUAAUAGAUGAGAAUAUCAAUAAAAACGAUCAUUGU
Galendromus occidentalis (western predatory mite) is the source of this 946-nucleotide messenger RNA. Its product is annotated as histone H3. The transcript has 2 exons. NCBI's taxonomy places the organism in Eukaryota, Metazoa, Arthropoda, Arachnida, Mesostigmata, Phytoseiidae. Gene Ontology annotation, cellular component: nucleosome. Gene Ontology annotation, molecular function: protein heterodimerization activity; DNA binding; structural constituent of chromatin. The record is from RefSeq and is a predicted model, not a curated record. Bases 139 to 549 code for a protein of 136 amino acids.